UGUCCUUGUACUUCCCCGUCGCAUGACGUGGUCGUCGAGCAGCGACGCGGCGGAGGCGGAGGGCGGGGAGGAGAAAUUUGCCAUUACGCAUGGCGCCGUCGUUGUAGGUGCGGAGCAGCCCCGACAGGGAGGAGAAAUUUGCCAUUACGGCGUGGGCGGGCUCGCCUAACCACGACAUCGCCUUCGACUCCUCCUGGGGGCUCCUCGACGACCUAGAUAUACUCGUCAAGCGCCUCCGCUCAAAGCAGGUGCGGAAGGGCUCCAUCGACGGGAGCGGCGGCGCCGGCAACAGCAACUUCGACUCCUUCUCCGAGGCCGGGUGGUCCAGGGAGAUCUCCGGCGCGGCGGAUUCGGCAUCCACCAGCGCCCCGUGGGACGAGACGAGCCGUGACUACCUCACCUUCGUCAAGGAGUACCGAGAAGCCGCCAUAUUGUGCCCAUCUCAUGCCAGGGCACUCAAGCUCCUGGGGAGCGCUCUCUUUGGCGUUGGGGAGUACCGAGCUGCUGAGAAGGCACUGGAGGAGGCCAUCUUCCUGAAGGAAGACUAUGCUGAUGCGCACUGUGACCUUGGGUCGGCCCUGCAUGCAGUAGGGGAGGAUGAUCGUGCUAUCCAGGAGUUUCAGACAGCAAUUGAUCUCAAACCUGGCCAUGUUGAUGCCUUAUACAAUCUUGGUGGAUUGAACAUGGAUGCUGGCCGCUUCGUACGGGCUGCAGAGAUGUAUACUCGUGUGCUGAGCAUCCGACCAAACCAUUGGCGUGCACAGCUAAACAAGGCGGUGGCUUUGCUUGGGCAGGGUGAAUCUGAGGAGGCUAAGAAGGCACUCAAGGAGGCGUUUAAGAUGACACAGAGGGUGAAAGUGUAUGAUGCUAUCUCACAUUUGAAGACAUUGCAAAAGAAAAAGCCAAAGCCUUCCAAAGGAAAAAAUGAUGGUCAAGGGGAGCAGACUUAUGUUAAUGUGGAGGCAUCCAAGUUCAAGAGGGUUGGCAGGAAGACUACCUUGCGGCAGGAUUUGGCCAAUGCUCUAGAUAUAAGGGCCUUCGAGAGGAUGACGAAGCUAGGCCACUGCGAUGUGGAGCUUCUUAGAAAAGAGAUGAAUGAGACUGAUGUCCCCGUAUCUUACUCAGACACUGGCAUCCCUGAGAAGUCAAUACGCAAAGCAGCUCUUGAGGUUAUUCUCCGCAGGCUCCUCUCUUUUCUCAAGCCAAACACCUUUCAGGUGCCAUCAAGGCAAUCAACGAAAGAAUUCUCUCUGUCCUUGAUGCUCCUGGUUCUGGUCGUGUUGAUCUGGGUAUGUUCUUCGCCAUCAUUGCUCCAAUCUGUUCAGGCCCUGUGGAUAGGCGCAAGCGUAUCGUCUUUGAUGCACUUCUUUGGCGUCAUACACGGAAUUAUUAGAGAUGUUCAAUGACCCGGAUUGGGGAUUUGGGAUCCUGAGCACUCUGGUGAAGCUCGAAGAGGGUGACCACAUACGCCAUGGUAGCCACACAUCCCAGUCCCCCGAGCUCGUAGUAGUCGCUGCCACCGUGACGGGCUCCGCUGCGGGCGCCGAGGACGCAUGGCGAUGACGGUCGUCCUUGGCAGACGCGGAAGCGGAAGUCGCGGAGGAAGAGGAGUCCCCGUCGCCGCCGCCGAGGAGACCACAGAGGAUGGCGAAGAGCACGAGGCAGAGGAGACCACAACGGAAAUAUGACGGCGUGAGUUUGAGAUCGUCGUUAACGGAAAUAUGACGGCGUGAGUUUGAGAUCGUCGUUACUUGUUAAUAGAGUUGUCAUGUUCAUUUUAGAGUGUUGGCUAUACCCAGCUUUUCUAUAACGGAGAAACCCUCCGAGCCUCUAUUUCGUCGUCGUGUUUCAUAAUGUCAAGUCUCUCUAGCACGCCUGUACCUAAACCUCGCAAAAGCCUAACCCAAACCCUAGCACCUCUCGAAAUCUCCCCGCGAAAGACAGCCUUCUGGUCACAUGGAUUUCGGUCGCCGGAAGGCGGCGGCGCUGGCUGCGCUCUCCUCGCCGACGCCGGACAGGUCCCCGAAGGGCGGUGUCGACGCCCCGAUCGCUCCGCUCCUCGAUGCCCUCAACUCCCACCCGGACCUCUUCACUACCUCCUCCUGCUCCGGCCGCGUCUCCGUCCUCGCGCAGCCUCCGCCGCCGCAUGAGGGCUGGGGCGAGGGCGCCCCCAAGCCGAAGAAGAAGGCGCGGGGCGGCGGGUGGGUAUACGUAUCGCACGACCCUGCCGAUCCGGACGCUGUGGUGGAGCAGCUGUUCGGCGGGAGCGGGUCGGGAGUGGCGGGGGACGAGCUGGUGUUCAGGUUCGAGCCGAUGAUCGUGGCGGUGGAGUGCAGAGACGUUGCCGCAGCUGCGGCGCUCGUCGCAGCCGCGAUCGGUGCGGGGUUCCGGGAAUCAGGUAUCACAAGCUUGCAGAAACGUGCAAUGGUAGCAAUAAGAUGCUCAAUUCGCAUGGAAGUGCCACUGGGGCAGAUUGACGAACUUGUUGUUUCUCCGGAGUAUGUCCGCUACCUUGUUAGAAUUGCCAACAGUAAAAUGGAGGCAAAUAAAAGGCGAAUGAAUGGAUUUUUGGAUCUCUUGCAAACUAAGGGUUUGUCAUACCCAUCAGGGUUAUCAAACAACUCUAAUAGUGGUGGUCAGUCUGAUGAUUACGAGGCUUCUGUGGGUCCUGAAGUUAAGAUACCAUCAGAUACAAGUGCCAAAACAAAUGAUGAGUACUUAGUUACAAAAAUGAGAAAUGGUGGACGUAGUCGUGAUGAUGAUGAUACAGGUUCAAUAGAAGCACAGUAUUUUGGAAAACAAGACUCUGCAUGGAGCCAGGGUGUCAAUCAUGGUUCUGGUAAUGCUAAACGAUUAUUAACGCUGGAGAAGCUGCGAGAAAAUAAAAAUCAUCUCUCUACCACAACAUUGAAGAUUAGCGGUGAACCAAUUGAGAAGCUCUUCUUAUGGGGCCAAGCCUCUUGUGUGUUUACUAUUGGAGAAGAGCAGCAGGUCCUAACUUUUGGUGGUUUUGGGGGACCAGGGCGACAUGCAAGGAGAAACUAUUCCCUUCUACUCGAUCACAAAUCUGGUCUGUUGACAGAAAUGAUCUUUAAAGCAUCUCCUUCACCACGGAUGGGGCAUACAGUUACUGCAGUUGAUAAUACCACUUAUAUAAUUGGAGGUAGAGGUGGCCCUUCAGAAAUUCUUGAUGAUGUCUGGAUUUUGCCAAGUGUUGGGAAUACAUGGUCAAAACUGGAGUGUUGUGGAGAUCUGUUCCGACCAAGGCACCGACAUGCAGCUGCUGCAGUAGCUUCAAAAAUUUAUGUAUUUGGCGGACUCAGUAAUGAAGGCAUAUAUUCUUGUAUGAAUGUAUUAGACACAAAAAAUAUGCAAUGGAGUGUACUUGCUGCUUCAGGCGAAUGGCCAUGUGCUCGACAUUCACAUUCUAUGGUCUCAUAUGGUACAAAUCUAUUCAUGUUCGGAGGUCAUGAUGGCCAACGGGCACUGAAGGACUUCUACAGUUUUGAUACAACAAAACUUAGGUGGAACAAGGAAAACACAAAUGGGGGAACUCCGUCACCUAGAUUUUCACACUGCAUGUUCAUCUACAAAAAUUAUCUUGGGAUACUUGGUGGCUGCCCUAUUACAGAAAACAAUCAAGAAGUUACAUUGCUGAACAUAAAUCAUCGAGUCUGGUUUUGUGUUUCGGUUCCAUUGCUGAGCCAGUCCCUCUGUGUCCGUAGUUCAUCGGUUGUCAUUAAAGAUGAUCUUGUUAUUUUAGGUGGUGGUGCAUCUUGUUAUGCAUUCGGAACCAAAUUCAGUCAACCAAUAGUUCUUGAUCUGCAUUCAGUGGAGUCUAUGUUUAAAUAUGAUAGGAACAAAGAUGGCACAGUUCAAAGGCGUGAUGCAAUAUCUGUUGUUGAAUUGUCAAGAGAUGAACAAAAUGGCAUCCUUGAUCAUGACACAAAAUUACAAGAUGCUUGUUCGGGUAGUUUGACGGACUCUAGCCCUCUGGUUCUUCAACUGGGGAAGACAUAUGCCAAAUUAGCAAAGGACAUUAUGAAAAAGUUUGGAUGGUUGGAUCUUUCUAGAAAAGUUCGAAUAAGUCAUGAUAAUGGCCAUGUUCUUUUUCCUAUUAACGAAUCUUUCUGUGCCCUAAAUGCUGAAGAGCAUAUCAAUAGGAAUCUUGAUGAUUCAUGUACCUUUGGGGAAUCAUUAGUAUUUUCUGAAAAGAAGCUUGUAGGGGACAACCUAUCUCUUCAGGAUGCAUUAAUUUUUUUUUCAUCUUGCAAUGGUUCCGUUAUGAAAGAUGAACUAGCCAUCAGCCGAAAGCCUUCCAAGUCUCCUCAAACUAUCAUGAAAGAACUUGUAUCUUCUCUACUGGAAAGUAAAGGGAUGCCCUCUCAGUUGUUGCAGCAGCUUCCGGCUAGGUGGGAGACACUUGGUGAUAUCGUCAUACUUCCAAAGACAUGUUUUAAGAAUCCAUUGUGGGAAUCUGUUAGCGAGGAACUUUGGCCACUAGUUGCCAAGUCACUUGGUGCACAACGUCUUGCACGCCAAGGUAAAAUCAUGCCAAAUGGCACAAGAGAUAGUACACUGGAACUUCUUCUGGGUGAUAACGGAUGGGUUACCCAUUAUGAAAAUGGCAUCUGCUAUUCACUUGAUGCAACAAAAUGCAUGUUUUCUUCUGGUAAUCGUUCAGAGAAACUUCGCAUGGGACAGCUAAACUGCAGAGAUGAGGUGGUCGUGGAUUUGUUUGCUGGAAUUGGAUAUUUUGUUCUUCCAUUUCUUGUGAAGGCUAAUGCCAAGCUAGUUUAUGCAUGUGAGUGGAAUCCACAUGCUCUGGAGGCUCUUCGGCGCAAUGUUAGUGACAACAGAGUGGAGGAUCGAUGUAUUAUACUUGAAGGAGAUAACCGGGUGACUGCACCCAAAAGUGUUGCUGAUCGAGUCUGUCUUGGAUUGUUACCCUCAAGUGAAUGUAGCUGGGCCACUGCUGUCGAAGCUUUAAGGGUUGGCGGGGGCGUGUUGCAUAUUCAUGGGAAUGUUAACGACUCUGAUGAGACACGCUGGUUGGACAGUGUUGUUGAAUCCAUCAGUAAUGUCGCCAAAAAUCAUGGACUAUCUUGGAACGUGUCAGUGGAGCAUGUUGAACGUGUCAAAUGGUACGGGCCGCGUAUUCGCCACCUUGUAGUUGAUGUUACAUGCAGGCAAAUCUAGCAAAGCAGAUGCGUUCACAGAAUCUUUGUGCACUGUCAGGCCUUGGAUUCUUGGAUAGUUGGAUGCAUAUAUCAUUGCAGAUUGUAAUGCUCAACAGCUUGCAUCGUUUGUGUUUUAGUCUUAAGUGGGUUACAGUACUCUUAGUCAUCAUGGAGCCCUCUGUUGUGACCUUGAAAGCAUGUUCAGGUUCUUGACGACAGUUUCGCAACUGUAUUGCUACUGUAAAGUUGUGUUCUUGGACCGAGUGUAUUUAUCUUAUGUAUCUUUUGUUUUCUUAUAUAAGAUGCUUUAUUACGUUGUUUGAA
This is a messenger RNA of Zea mays, 5504 nucleotides long. RefSeq names its product tRNA wybutosine-synthesizing protein 2/3/4. The record is from RefSeq and is marked validated. Gene Ontology annotation, cellular component: cytoplasm. Gene Ontology annotation, molecular function: protein binding; tRNA methyltransferase activity. The coding region runs from base 1957 to 5199 and encodes 1080 amino acids. Lineage: Eukaryota; Viridiplantae; Streptophyta; Magnoliopsida; Poales; Poaceae. Gene Ontology annotation, biological process: wybutosine biosynthetic process; tRNA methylation. The transcript is spliced from 11 exons.